Molecule: messenger RNA, 469 nt
Organism: Sturnus vulgaris (Common starling)
Lineage: Eukaryota; Metazoa; Chordata; Aves; Passeriformes; Sturnidae
Source: RefSeq, a predicted model, not a curated record
AUCCCCAGGGAGACGGGAACGCGUUCCGGAGGUUUUGUUAUUUUGAAAACCUGAAGAGCGACCAGCAACCAAACAAGAUUCUAAUUCCAGGACACUGCUACAUGCAGUUGAAUCAGUGGUGGUCUCAGCAGAUUCAUGACACUGUGAGAAGGGAUCCUGCUGAUCUUCUUCUGCAUGGUCUUCAUAGGGGCCUCCAAACUGAGCUGAACUUCUGGAAAGCAAGAAAAGACAAAAUUUUAUUUAAAAAUAAACAGGUAGAAAUUCCACAUUUCCAUGACCUAGGCAUCUGUGGUGAUUCCUGCUUCUCCUUGGUGUGGUUGGCAUCAUUGAGAGGAACUACAAACAUUCUAGAAAGGUGUUGAGCAGCCUUGGCUACCAGAAGUGGAAUGGAAACCAUCACAGCCACUUGAUGAGCAUUCGUGCAAUUUCUCAAACAAUUCUUAACUGUAACAUGCCACUAAAACCUGCA